Molecule: messenger RNA, 846 nt
Organism: Fusarium pseudograminearum CS3096
Lineage: Eukaryota; Fungi; Ascomycota; Sordariomycetes; Hypocreales; Nectriaceae
Exons: 2
Coding region: 1-846 (281 amino acids)
Biological process (GO): L-cystine transport
Cellular component (GO): fungal-type vacuole; vacuolar membrane
Molecular function (GO): L-cystine transmembrane transporter activity
Source: RefSeq, a predicted model, not a curated record
AUGACAGUCUCAUUCCUCAACUUCCUCUCAGGCCUCUUUGGUUGGGUUUACUUUUUCGCUUGGAGCGCGUCUUUCUAUCCUCAGCCCUUGCUCAACUGGCGUCGUCGCUCCACAACUGGAACCACUGUCGAUUUCCCCUUGAUCAACGUCCUCGGUUUCGCUGCAUACUUCAGCUCAAAUGUAGCCUUCUACUACUCACCCGAGAUCCGUGCCCAGUAUGCUGCCAGACACAAGGGCCUUGAAUCUACCGUCCAGUUCAACGACAUCACAUUCGCUCUUCACGCCCUGUUUCUCUCCAUCAUCACAACCUCACAGUACCUCUCACCUGCUCUGUGGGGAUUUACCCCCAAUGCUGGAAACCGUCCUAGUCGCUUCAUUCUUGGAGUAGCAGCCGGCUGUAUUACAGGCGUCUUGUGCACAUGUGCCAUUGUUUCCGCUUCGCCUGGAAACGACGCCGUCUAUGACUGGGUCGCCCUCGAUAUCGUCUACGCCGUCGGCUACGUGAAGCUUAUUGUCACUCUGAUCAAGUACACGCCCCAGAUCGUCGCAAACUACAGAAACCAGAGCACCGAAGGUUGGAGCAUCUUCCAGAUCUUACUGGAUCUCACUGGCGGUGUCCUCAGCGUCAGCCAGCAGGCUAUUGAUAGCUACCAACAGCGUGACUGGAGUGGCAUUACUGGAAACCCCGUCAAAUUUUCCCUUGGCAACAUCAGCAUGAUAUACGACUCUGUUUUCAUCGUCCAGCACUACGUUUUGUACCGUGACGCUGAGAGCACGCAAUCCAGCGAACGCGAGAACGAGAGCUUGUUGCAAGACGAGGAGCGAAGCGCAGAGCGUAGUGGGUAA